Messenger RNA from Oldenlandia corymbosa var. corymbosa, 1013 nucleotides. The record is from the annotation of a GenBank genome assembly. Lineage: Eukaryota; Viridiplantae; Streptophyta; Magnoliopsida; Gentianales; Rubiaceae.
CUCAAAAUGAUAAAAUCUCCACCCAUUUUAUUUCACACCAGGAGCUUAGAUAUUUGCACCUAUAAAUACCUCAGUCUCCAUGCAUGCAUUAACUCCAACUUCAACUCGAUCAUCUUCAUCGUAUCUGUUGCAUCUUAUUAGCUUAUUAACCUUGAAGCAGCAUACUGAGCGUUUUUUAAUUAUCUUCGAGCACAAGCCCUAAAUAUCCAAAAAAAGAAAUGGCAGCUAUGAAGUCCCUUGCAUUGGUAGGGUUUCUUCUUUGCUGUGUUGCACUUGUUUCUGAGUGCAGGGUGGCAAGGAAAGACUUGGGACUCGAGCUCGGCGGCAAUGGCGGCGUCCAAGUCGGCCUUGGAGGAAGUGGUGGAGGAGGGGUUGGUUUGGGCAUAGGCGGAGGUGGUGCCGGUGUUGGAGUUGGCGGAAUAGGUGCUGGAGUAGGGGCCGGCUUGGGCGUUGGCGGAGGAGCCGGUGGUGGUGGUUCGGCUUCCGGGUCAGGUUCAGGUUCUGGUUCUGGUUCAGCUUCAAGCUCGGGUUCGAGAUCAGGAUCAUACUCUGGUUCGGGGUCAGGGUCAGGAUCAGGGUCUGCCGGGUCUAGUGCAGGAUCAGAGGCUGGUUCAUAUGCGGGGUCUAGAGCUGGAUCGGGAUCCGGAUCCGGAGCGUCCGAGUCAAGUGCAGGAUCUGAAGCUGGUUCUUACGCAGGGUCUAGAGCCGGAUCGGGUUCUGGUGGAUCUAGUGCAGGAUCUGAAGCUGGUUCUCAUGCAGGCUCUAGAGCUGGAUCGAGUUCGGGUUCUGGUGGAUCUAGUGCCGGAUCAAAAGCUGGUUCUUAUGCUGGAUCUAGGGCUAGCUCGGGAUCAGGGUCUGGGAAUUAAUUCAUACGAUAAUAUAUAUGCCCUUUUGUAUCUAAAUAAAUAAAUAAAUGGUUUGUGGCUUGUUUGCUUAUUUUUGUGAUAUCAUUUCUUUUUUUCUUUCGAGCCACCAUAUAUAUGUACUAGUACCUGUAUUCUUCUUCAUCGAGU